Messenger RNA from Chondrus crispus (carragheen), 315 nucleotides. RefSeq lists its product as hypothetical. The record is from RefSeq and is a predicted model, not a curated record. The coding region runs from base 1 to 315 and encodes 104 amino acids. Lineage: Eukaryota; Rhodophyta; Florideophyceae; Gigartinales; Gigartinaceae. The transcript has a single exon.
AUGCCCUGGCGUGCGGAUGGGCCAAGGUCUUUGAGAUGCGUCGCCAUUUGGAUUAUUUCCGCGCGUCAGGCAAGGGCAUUACUGUGUUUAUGGAGACGGGAGGUCCCAAGGAAUUUUUCCUUGGCAUGGGUUUCGCGCUCUACGUCGCACCGGAGGGCGGUUUGGGGUUGCGUGGCUUUGCUGCGAGCGGUUCGUAUGUCGGGGGCGUGCUGGAAAAGAUCGGCGUGGCUCCGCAAGUGGAACGCAUUGGCAAGUAUAAGAGUGCAGGAGAUCAGCUUGCGAGGCGUGAUAUGGCACCUGCCCAACGGGAAGUGA